Acomys russatus (golden spiny mouse) is the source of this 2788-nucleotide messenger RNA. It is a transcript of the gene Fzd7, whose product is annotated as frizzled class receptor 7. Gene Ontology annotation, cellular component: plasma membrane. The record is from RefSeq and is a predicted model, not a curated record. Lineage: Eukaryota; Metazoa; Chordata; Mammalia; Rodentia; Muridae. Gene Ontology annotation, molecular function: Wnt receptor activity; Wnt-protein binding. Gene Ontology annotation, biological process: canonical Wnt signaling pathway; non-canonical Wnt signaling pathway.
GCAGGGCCUCGGCGCUUCGGAUUCCGCGCAACUAGCUUUCCAAAAAGAAGUCUCCCAGCUCUCAGCUCCUGAGCACCGAUCCGACUCAAAGCAAGAAGGAGCCGUUUGCCUGAAACUUGGGGCUGACCUUCCCCGGGCUGAAGGAGGCUCCAGGAUCUGAAGAGGCGGCAGCGGCGGCCCGAGGGGCCUGGAAGCGAGAAGGCGGAGGAGCACCAUCGAGGCGGCGGCCCGGGCGACCAGGCAGGGACGCGGGGCGCUGGCCUGGCGGAGGCCCGACUAGGUGUGGGGGACGUGCGCAUCGCCGUGCGCCCGGGGCUCGAGAGACUUGGGCAAACUUUGAAGGGUAACCGGAGACGCUUGUUGCCCGUCGCCGCAGAGAAAGCCGCACCGUUACGUCUCGCCGGGGAGGGUAAGGCGACACCCCCCUCCCCGAUCCCCCAGCCCAGGCCCAGGAGUUUGAUCCCCCGGCGGCCGCGUGAGUGCCACGCGGAGGCGGCGGAGGCGCCCCCUCGGCUGGCGGCCUCGCCCCCGCCGUGCAGGCACCCUAGCACCCUCGGCUCCGCGCCGCCCACGGCCCGGCCUCGGCGCCGGGAGGACUCUCAUGCGCCGGGCGCGGCGGCGCCUCCCUGCAUCCAAGCCGCUCCCCAGCGCCUGGUCUUUUUCCUCCAGCUGAGAACACCGCUGCACUCGCCGCUGGCGAUGCGGGGCCCCGGCUCGGCGGCGUCGCACUCGCCCCUGGGCCUUUGCGCCCUGGUGCUGGCGUUUCUGGGCGCGCUGCCCACGGGCACCCGGGCUCAGCCGUACCACGGCGAGAAAGGCAUCUCGGUACCGGACCACGGCUUCUGCCAACCCAUCUCCAUCCCGUUGUGCACGGAUAUCGCCUACAACCAGACCAUCCUGCCCAACCUGCUGGGCCACACGAACCAAGAGGACGCGGGCCUCGAGGUGCACCAGUUCUACCCGCUGGUGAAGGUGCAGUGUUCUCCCGAGCUGCGCUUCUUCUUGUGCUCCAUGUACGCACCCGUGUGCACGGUGCUCGACCAAGCCAUUCCACCGUGCCGCUCCUUGUGCGAGCGCGCCCGCCAGGGCUGUGAGGCGCUCAUGAACAAGUUCGGCUUCCAGUGGCCUGAGCGGCUGCGCUGUGAGAACUUCCCAGUGCACGGUGCCGGAGAGAUUUGCGUGGGGCAGAACACAUCCGACGGCUCCGGGGGCGCGGGCGGCAGUCCCACCGCCUACCCUACCGCUCCCUACCUGCCAGACCCGCCUUUCACUGCGAUGUCCCCCUCAGAUGGCAGAGGCCGCUGGUCUUUCCCCUUCUCGUGCCCGCGCCAGCUCAAAGUGCCCCCCUACCUGGGCUACCGCUUCCUAGGUGAACGCGACUGCGGUGCCCCGUGUGAGCCAGGCCGUGCUAAUGGCCUCAUGUACUUUAAAGAAGAGGAGAGGCGUUUCGCCCGCCUCUGGGUGGGUGUGUGGUCGGUGCUGUGCUGCGCCUCGACGCUCUUCACGGUGCUCACCUACUUAGUGGACAUGAGGCGCUUCCGGUACCCAGAGCGACCCAUCAUCUUCCUGUCGGGCUGCUACUUCAUGGUGGCAGUGGCGCACGUGGCGGGCUUCCUCCUAGAGGACCGGGCAGUGUGCGUGGAGCGCUUCUCGGACGAUGGCUACCGCACGGUGGCGCAGGGCACCAAGAAGGAGGGCUGCACCAUCCUCUUCAUGGUGCUUUACUUCUUCGGCAUGGCCAGCUCCAUCUGGUGGGUCAUUCUGUCCCUCACCUGGUUCCUGGCAGCCGGUAUGAAGUGGGGCCACGAGGCCAUCGAGGCCAAUUCGCAGUACUUUCACCUGGCCGCCUGGGCUGUGCCGGCCGUCAAGACAAUCACCAUCUUGGCCAUGGGCCAGGUGGACGGUGACCUACUCAGUGGAGUGUGCUACGUGGGCCUGUCUAGCGUGGAUGCGCUGCGGGGCUUCGUGCUGGCCCCGCUCUUCGUCUACCUCUUCAUCGGCACAUCCUUCCUGCUGGCCGGCUUCGUGUCGCUCUUCCGCAUCCGCACCAUCAUGAAGCACGACGGCACUAAGACGGAGAAGCUGGAGAGGCUCAUGGUGCGCAUCGGCGUCUUCUCGGUGCUCUACACGGUGCCCGCCACCAUCGUCAUCGCCUGCUAUUUUUACGAGCAGGCCUUCCGCGAGCAUUGGGAGCGCACCUGGCUCCUGCAGACCUGCAAGAGCUACGCUGUGCCAUGCCCCCCGGGCCACUUCCCGCCCAUGAGCCCCGACUUCACAGUUUUUAUGAUCAAGUACCUGAUGACCAUGAUCGUGGGCAUCACUACCGGCUUCUGGAUCUGGUCGGGCAAGACCCUGCAGUCAUGGCGUCGCUUCUACCACAGACUCAGCCACAGCAGCAAGGGGGAGACUGCGGUAUGAGCCCUGGUCCUUUACCCUACCUUUGCCACUUCUACUCCUUUGUAGGAGAGGCAGGGUAGGGAACGAACUCCUGAGUGGGGGGUUGUUUCUGUAAGAUACACUCCCCCCUCCCCAACUGAGCUUUAAUCUGGAAGUGAGAAGUUGUUUGGAAGUGAGAAGAGAUUUGGGGUGAGAGGUGGUUUUGAGAGGAGGCCUGAGUGAAAAGGCAGUGGAUGAAAAGACUUCUGGCUUAAGACUUGGAGGAGGAGGCUAACUGUGAAAGAUACGGGCCGGCUAGGGCCUAAGGGAAAGGUCGAGAUCGGCAGAGACUGGUGAGUUCCUCCAGGCCCCAAAGCUGAGCCAGGGCUGUGAGUCUUCCCCCGUCCCCCCC